UAUCAGGGUGCAAACUCUCUGCUAGUUGGAGUCAUACCUGGCACGCAAGAAGAUGGUCGUGGUUGUUGGUCAGCUCCAGGACAUCUUGACAAGAGUUCCUUAGGAUAGUGUCCUUGGCGCAACCAUCUUCAGCUGCUUUGUGAAUCACCUUCCCUCCAUCGUGCCUAAUGAUCUGAGGAGCUGGAUAGUGCUGCUGAUCUGAUUUAGAAGCAGAAGGAGGUAGACCUCCUAUCAGGAAGUUUCUACGUCUUUAUAAUCAGUGAAGGAAAACAAUUGAUUAACCAUGGGAAUCUUGAUGUCUCUUAAAAACUACUUGUUUUCGACAAAAGAAAUGCGAAUUCUCAUGGUUGGUCUGGAUGCUGCUGGAAAGACCACCAUUCUGUACAAAUUGAAGCUUGGUGAAAUUGUUACCACAAUACCCACCAUUGGUUUUAAUGUUGAGACAGUAGAAUAUAAAAACAUCAGUUUCACUGUGUGGGAUGUUGGUGGCCAGGACAAAAUCCGACCACUGUGGCGUCACUACUUUCAGAACACACAAGGAUUGAUAUUUGUGGUUGAUAGUAAUGAUAAAGAGCGUAUGUCUGAGGCACGUGAGGAACUGAUGCAGAUGCUGGGAGAGGAUGAGUUGCACGAUGCUGUUCUUCUUGUCUUUGCCAACAAACAGGAUCUGCCGAAUGCAAUGAGUGCAGCUCAAAUCACAGACAAGCUGGGCCUGAAUGCCCUGCGCAACCGCGUCUGGUAUAUUCAGGCCACGUGUGCCACCAGUGGUGAUGGUCUCUGCAGCGGUCUGGACUGGUUAGCUGGUCAAUUGAGACACAAGUGAGGACUGCUUUCUGAGGAUUGUUGGGAAAUGUUGACUCACUCGGUGAGGUGAAUUUAGCCACACAAACUUUUUUACUUCUAUCAUUUCCUUGGGGUGUGGUGUCUGCUGGUUACUGUCUUGAAUCAAAGAUACAUGCAAUAGUGUCUUUGAUUUUGCUGUGGUCUCUUCCAAGACUUGUCAAGCAGCUCCUGUUGGCUUAAUGUGAGAAAUUCAAAUUUUGAACUGGACCUUGUGGAAAGAUUUAAUGAACCAACAAUGCAUUAAGAUUUCAUUCAAUCAAUAGUGCACUUACUGCAUUCCAAUAAGACAUUUUUGCUCUUUUUUUAAAAUGCACUUUUGACCACUUCUAUAAACUCUACAAGCAUUUUGUUCAGUUCUCCUGUAAUUCAUUGCAGUCUCUGGAUUAGUAAAUUGUUCUGGCUAUUUUAGGUUUUUGUUUUAAUGCCUAACCAGUAACAGAAUAGGUACUGCAAAACUAGCCUUAUUAAAUAUUUGACCUGUUCACCUCUGCAAAAUAGUCUGAUUUUGGUGUCCUUGCAUGGUUGAAGUUAUGAAUUUCACUUCAUUUAGUGAACACACACACUGUCUGGAGAUUAGCAUAACAUUGAGCUUUUCUUUUAAAACUGUUCACUGACUGCUAUGGGAAGGUGGGGGAAAUCUAGAUUUGCAGAGUGAAUGAAAAUGCUGGAAGAAUUGGAUUACUCCAAACUAAUGUCCUCUGUAUAAUCAGUGGCCAGCUGCCAGUUAGAAUUUGAGCAACUUGUCCACAAAUUGGUGGACUUGGAUGUAUAUCUAGAGUUCUCUUUACAAUCAUUUGAAUAUCUUCCAAGUAUAAAUGAAGAUAGAGUAGGAAAGGACUCUUAAAAUCAUGCAGAAAAAAGGUUUCCGCUGUAGCUGGAAGCUGCUGCACGCUGUCAAAGAAAUCUGGUGGGUGUAACUGUCCAAAUGAAUGUAGUUACCCUGAACUGCAGAAGAAAAUACCACCAUUCUUCAAUGUUUCUAUUAAUAUAACCAAAUAUAGUUUCUAAUCGGUGACAUGGUGGGUUCACAACAUUUCUUUCUUUUCUUGGGCCAAGAUGUGAAUCCACUUUUCCAGGCUAUGCAUUUCUGUUUAUUCUCUGGUUAGAGGGAUCCUAGGUGAGCAACACACAGAUCUGUUGAUGUUUUUAAACCUUUAAAUCCAAUUUUUAGUGUUGGUUUAAAAUGUGAAUUUAAAAUUGAAGGGUAGGAACAGACAAAAGCGAUUAUUGGGCUGCAAGAGGUAUUGAGGACUGACGCAGUGGAAUGGGUUACUAGAACUUAGCUUGAAUCAUGGUUCAAUCGUUCCCUUUAGGGAUAGGGUAAACAGAUGGUUGAGGGAGGUUGGAAACCGAGCAGACACUUGCAGUUUCAACUAAAGUUGGAUUAAGCAAUUUAUUGUGUUGCAAUUCUAAUACACACCAAGUUUUAAUUCCUGACCUUGUUAUUGCAUUGAAUUAUUUAUGAACAACUUAACACAUCUAACACUGAAAUCUGUUUACCUGUUUUGUAUUGCCUACCUUGAAGUGGAAGGUUUUUGGUCAUGAGGCAUUUCCAAAUUAAAAUCCUCCUCAGCCUGGUCUCUCUCUUUCCUGUCCAAAUUGGCUUUCAUUUUGUACAAAUAACAAUGAAUAGUCCACUCCAUUUGAACAGUUGAGGUGGUAAUUCCCUUGCAUGCAUUGUCAUAGUUAACUUUUCUGUCUUUUUUUGCCCUGUUAUAAUGUCAAACAAAAAAAGACAUUUAUCUAUGAACCUCCUACAACCCCAGGAGCUAUGCUUGCAUUUUGUCAUAAGGUAGCUGUAAUAUUUUAAGGGCUUCUAAACUACAACCUCAAUAUACUUCAAAUGUUGUAAUUGCAGUUUAGCCAAGUAAUAUACAGAUCUGAGACCAUGCUUGUAAAAAGCAAUUAUCCUUUUCUGAACCAGGGUUUCAAAAUUCUCUGCUUUUAGAGCUUUGCCAUAUAUAGUACCCACAAUACAAUGCUCCCACCUUGGAGCUUCUAACUUCCUAAGUCAGGGCUGAGUAAACCAGAAAUCCCAUUCUCUGCUAAUCCAGCAAGUAACGAGAUCUCUGCCACACUGCUUUCUUUUGAUAAGCUGCUGGGACCAGAUGCUGUUUGUACCUAUCUCUCCUGCUACAAACAGCAGGACCCUUCCUGUCUCUGCCUUACUGUACUCUAAACAGUCAUCACUCUCAUUUUUAAACUGUUCACAUUCAUGUCACAAGUGUUGACCCAGGCAUAAAUCAAAGUUUCAGCCAUUCACUUUUUUUUUUACAACUAACAGUAAGCACAAAGUGGCGAAACACCACUUCGUUUUAAGUGAUGAGAAAGUACUGAAGACUGACAUAACAGCAGUCCUUAGGAAAAAUUGAUUCCUCUUGUUACCAUUUGAAACAGUGCUUUCCAACAGCACUCUGACUUUCAAGACAUUUCCAAUAAGUGCUUGGAUGUUGCUGAAGUGUCUUUGGUUUUUUUACUUGAACUGAAGUUUGCUUCUCAUCUUGUGCAGAAGUGAUUGGGGCUUUACAUUAACAAAGCAGUGUUGUAGAGAGGUUGGAAAGCAGCUUCAGUCUUCUCUUUCAUUAUAUAAUUUCCUCAUUCCAGUGGUGAGGAUUCAUAUUUCCCACAUUUGUUUAGAGACAUAUGACUGAUUAUUUGAAUUUUGCAGACCAGGAAUAGUGCAUCACUAUUUGAUAUAUCUUAACCAUCUUUUUGAGCUGAAAGAUGCCACUUGUCUUAAAUAUUGCAUUGGGCAUCUUCCUCUGUUAUAUGCUUUGGAAAUUUUUAGUGAGAUUUGAGUCCACAGUCUGUGGAGGGAAGAAUGGAAUAAGUCAGCUUAAAAUACCUGUCAAACUUUCAGUUACUAUGUUUUCCAGAGAAUCACUGUCCUUGUUUUACCCAAGGUCUGUCUACAACCCAUCUAGUUUAUGCACAGCAAGGCAUGAACUUAGUGACUACAGAUCUAUACUUGCAUUAAUGUUCCUAGACUCCUUGUCUACUUGCACACACUGAUGGUUUACUGAGAAGUUGCAACUGACCCUUUUUGUAAUCAAGACUCUCUUGGAAAGAAAUGUUUCACUAAAUUCUAACUUUCAUCAAUCUUCCUGCAGCAUUUGUCACAAUACUGUUGUGGGAUUAUGCUAGGCGCAAAUUAGCCUGGCUGAAAUAAGCAUGUGACUGCAGUGCAAAAAAUCUCUGCUUGUUUCCCCUGUUCCUCUUGCUACAAAGCAUAUAUUGUAGAUUUAAGCAGGGAGUUUCUUGUUCCAAUUUUAUUAAACUGUAUUCAAGUUCUGUAUUUUUCUCACUUGUAUUGGAGCAAAUGUAAACUUGCAUUGAAGAUCUGCUUGUGGUGCAUGUACUUAGGUUUUAUUUUUAGCUGUAAAAUAUAUUCUGUUCUUCACUUUCACUCCAUGUAAUGCACAUGCAUACUGAAUUUGGUAAAGGUGGGAAUGCCCUUAUGAAAUUAAUACACUCAAACUUUACUGGAUUAUGAAUGUCUCUUGCUGUUGUAAUUAAAGUUUGCAGGCUAUUGAAAUAGCAUGUGAAGGUCCACACUCCAAAUACAUCACAGAAGCUCAAGUCUCCACCCACCUAACGGUUUCAGCUGCUUUAAAGGAAUGAGGAAUGGCACUAGAGCUCCAGUUCACUGUCCAGUCAAUUGGUGGACCUCUGCUAGAGUAUUAAUGGGGAGCCUGCCUAUUAAGCCUUUGUGCCAUUGGGAGUAAAUAUACAUAUCCAUACACUCCCAUGACACUGCAUGCAGGGAAUACAAAGAACCCCAUGAAACUUUUGGUAAGCUUCAUACUCUUGCCUGCUAUUAAUACUUUUUGAGCCUUUGAAUGCAAAUGAACUAAUAGCAAUAGCGAUAUGUCAUCUUUUGUUUUGAAAUGUACAGGCUAAUUACACUGGAAACAUUAAGUCAAUGUAAUAAAUGUAUUUGUUAAAAUGUCUC
This is a messenger RNA of Rhincodon typus (whale shark), 4795 nucleotides long. RefSeq names its product ADP-ribosylation factor 1-like. Bases 284 to 823 code for a protein of 179 amino acids. Gene Ontology annotation, molecular function: GTP binding; GTPase activity. Gene Ontology annotation, cellular component: plasma membrane; cytoplasm. Gene Ontology annotation, biological process: intracellular protein transport; vesicle-mediated transport. Lineage: Eukaryota; Metazoa; Chordata; Chondrichthyes; Orectolobiformes; Rhincodontidae. The transcript has 6 exons. The record is from RefSeq and is a predicted model, not a curated record.